Messenger RNA from Adineta steineri, 1203 nucleotides. The record is from the annotation of a GenBank genome assembly. Lineage: Eukaryota; Metazoa; Rotifera; Eurotatoria; Adinetida; Adinetidae.
AUGGGUCGGCGUAGACGUAAAAAUGCAAAGAAACAAGCAUUAUGUAGUGUAUGUCAAAAUUCUUGUGUGUCUUCAUCAUCGUUUCUUACUCGCUGUUCUACAUGCACGACUAUGUCUCGACAUACUCUAUGUGAUGGAUGUUUUUAUAAACACAUAUUUACCACGAUUUCAAAUGAUAUUACUAGUCGAGUGAUCUGUCCAGAACCAAUGUGUGAUACUGAAUUAAGUAAAGAAAUCAUUCAGUCAGCAUUUCAUGCUUUUGGUAAUCAACCUUUAUGGGAAGAUUAUGUAUCGAGAUCUAAUUGGCAUGGAAAAAGUAACCAAUGGAUUAAAAAUUUUUCUGUAAGAUGUCCUGAUUGUCGGGUACCUAUUGAAAAAAAUGGUGGUUGUGAUCGUAUGACUUGUACACAAUGUUUAUUAUGUUUCAGUUGGGAACGAGCAAAAUUUUCUAAGAAUCCAUUCGUUGGGAAUCCUUUCGGUGGCGGUUUUGCGUCUCAAUUUCCGGGACCUUUUUCUCAACAAGGUUUUGGUCAAUUCGGUGGCAAUGGAAGAUUUUUCAAUGGUAGUAUGCCAUUUUCAGGUGGAAACAUGUUUUCACAUGGCUCGACAUUUUCUCCUCCUGCAAAUUUUACGUUUUCACCAGGUUUUCCACAAGCAUCACGUUUUCCAACAAUGCAAGGUUUUCCACAAUUAUCAGGUUUCCCGCAAGCACAAGGUUUUCCACCACCACAAGGUUUUCCUCCAUCAUCAGGCUUUCCUUCACCACCUGUACCUGGUUUUUCUCCAGAUUUGAAUGGUUUUGGUUUUCAAAAUCCUCCACAAGCAGUAACAUUUCUUCCAGGACAACAACCUCCUCCUCCUCCUUUAGCUAAUACAAAUUAUUUUGCUAAUGGACCAUAUGCUCAACCACAAUCACGUCAGUCAAGUCGACAUCGAUCUUCAUCACGUCGACAUUCGUCAUCACGUCAUCGAUCUACAUCAAGUCAUCGUCGUCGUCAUCGUCGUCGUCGUCGAUCUAGAUCUACUUCUAGCUCUAUUUCUAGCUUAUCAUCAGACAGCAGUUAUGAUCCUCCUCUUCCUUCUAAUCCAAUGCCACCUUUUGCAAGUCUAUAUGCUAAUCCUCAUCAAUAUCCAACUAUACCUCCUCCACCUAUAGAGCCACGAACCGGUACACCUAUUAUGCCUCCAGCACCAAUAUGGUAA